GAAUCAAGACCACCAGCUGGAAGAAAGAGGACUCGGAGGCACUGCGUGAACAAAUAGACCUGCCUUUUAUGGAAGGUUCCACGUGGCCACUUCCACGUCUGCUGAGUGUGUCACAGUCGCCACUCUGCGUACUCUCCUUGUCUCUCGGACAGUUGGAUUCGUCCUCCUCUUCGUUUUCUUCUCCUUUUCGUCCAUGUCUUUGGUUGACCUACGCAUCGAAUUGCCUGCUUUCUCUCACUCCUUUCAAAUUCAAGUUCCUCAGUCUUCAUCGAUAUCAGACGUCAAGCAAGAGAUCCAGAGAACAUGUCCGGGUGCGCCACGAGUUGAAGGGCAGCGGGUUAUAUGCAGAGGCCGUUUCCUAAGUGAUAAUGAGAAGCUCCAGGACAUUUGGACAGUGCGUACACAUACCCUUCGGUUAUAUAUCCAACUCACUCCGCCUCAGUCCCCCAGUGACUCCCGUGUGCUGCAUCUAUCUGUUCAUCCUUCUGCUUGGUCGGGAUCUCCCCCUUCGACAGCACUUCAGAAUCAGACUCCCCCACCUGUGACACCAACUCAGACUCCGCAACUUAUAUAUCCUCCUACACCAACAAUGCCGUUACCAACGCCCCAAUCGUCUGCACAGCUCACAUAUCGAUCUCUUGUUCCUCCCCCAGCUGGUUCUCCGCUUGCCCAUGUUGUCCACCUACAUAAUAAGGCCGUACAUGUACUUACUCACGGAAAGCUACCUUCUAAUCCUCCGGAACCGUCUCAACUGGCCCCGCAACGCUCGCUGGCUAUCUCGACUCUGCACUCGCAGGGGUGGAUUUGGCCUCCCCUCCUUGAUGAGGAGUACCCUCCUGCAGAUGAUGCCAAUACAGGUGUCCGAUAUGAGCGUGUUCUUCUAGAGAAUCAACCAUUCCUUCAGCUUAUGACGCCCGAUGCGACACCCAAUUCGCUUCAGAUACAUGCUCUCAGAGUGUUGACUUUCACAUUCCCUCUUCUUUCUAUUCCCUCUCCCGAUUCUGCACCAAUGAUGCUGCCUCCUCAAUCCACACACUACUCUCACACCCCCGUUACCAAUCUCAACCAUCACCUCCAACAAGUCGGACUACCUCCUUUACGUGUGGUUCCGAAUGGAAAUGCAAACCAGAAUCCUAACGAUCCCAACAAUCCACUAGCGGGGGCUGAAAUCCGUGCCAUUCCCCUGCGCGCACUGAUGGUCCCCUUGAUGAUGCUCACCUUCCGCACCCUUCUUAUCAUGUACUUCUUCUCACCUUCAAAGAGACCUUUAUUCGGGAUUCUCUUGAGUGCAUGGAUUCUAUACGAAGCUUGGGGUGCUAUUCGUGCCGUCAUAGGCAACGGGGAUCAUCCUGCUGGCGUGGCUCAAGCCCGGGAAGGUGGGAACGGAGCACCUGCCGGACAGGGACAAAAUGCACCCCGAGGACCUCAGGCCCAAGCUGGAGGUAUACAAGUUGGGGUCGCUGGAUCCAAUCAGGCUCCCAGACGAUCCCAAGUCGAAAGCUUGUUGGAUAAACUUUCUAGUCUCAACCUUUCUUCAGAGGAUGCAAUGUUGAAUAGGGAUCCUCGAGACAUAUCUCCUCCGAGCUUGACGCAUCGCGUUAAGACCUUCAUCUCUCUUCUCAUCACCACAUUACAUCCUGCUGUCUGGGACCGACGACGGACUGUCUUGCGGAAACGGGAGGGUCGAAUCAGAACGGAGGGCGAUGUUCGUGAAGCUCCGCCACCGGACGAAGGUGAUGAUUCUCAGGCGGCGGCUUUGCGUGCGCAGACGCGAUUGACCAUGAUCGCACGACACGAGCGCCGACCGCGAUGGGUGCGGGAAUAUAUCCAGAGGGUGCAGAAUACGGAGUGGAUAGACGAUGCAUAAAUGUUCUUUUCGACCUAUGUGGUUUGGAUUCGGAUGUAUGUACUAUAUCGUUGCAGUCACAUGCCUUUUUUUGAACUCACCAGGCAAGCGGGUCGCUAUGAGUUUCUUGGUCUGCGAAAUCGCAGAAGACGCGGGUAUGUGUUUUAUUGAAUCAUGUUGGCACGUUCGACGUUGUCUAGACGUGUUUGUUGGUAUGGGCACGUUUGCCUUGAGUCACUCCUUGACUUGCGUGCUCGCUGUCUAGAUCGAGCCUCCUGCGUGCGGCUCGGCGACCCACCUUUGAAUUCUUCUCACCGCACAGCAAUUUGUUCAUCGUUCCAUCUGCGCACAUAUGCUACAUUACAAAUUGUGUGCAAGGAAGCAUAUUGGCAUCUUCCCUUCUCCUGAAGAUGCAUCCAGUCUCUCCGAUCUGUCACCUCAAGACAGGCACGUAGGUCAUGAGUUUGUCUUUCAACGCUCGAGGUGUGGUCUUAGGACUCGCCGCCUAGAGCGACUG
Molecule: messenger RNA, 2363 nt
Organism: Somion occarium
Lineage: Eukaryota; Fungi; Basidiomycota; Agaricomycetes; Polyporales; Cerrenaceae
Source: the annotation of a GenBank genome assembly